CUUAUCUACGAUUAUCACUCCUGUGAUUCACAGGGAAGCAUUUCAGACACAAUUGCAUGUUUCACAAGAUGUCCCACGAGUUAACAGCUGCAGCUCAGAUAUCGACGAUAACGCGCGAGCUUGGCUCGUAUCAAUUUCCCAUAAAUACUGUUCAGCAGGGAUGUUCGUACUCACAGCUUCCAUCGUCAGGCCUGCGGACUCACCAUCAUUCAGGUCACAAAUUGAUUGGGGAGGGGGGAGAAAAAACCCACCAACUAUGGAGACUGCAGUGUUCACCUGCUGGCUCCUUUUACUGCUGUUCAGCCCGACUGUUCCAAUGUGUCUGCCCACAGACUUCACCCUGUACGUGGAGAAGCCGCAGUGUGACUAUUGUGUGGCGAUCAACACGACCAUCUGCAUGGGGUUUUGCUACUCAAGGGACAGCAACUUGAAGGGAAUACUCGGCCCGCGCUUGCUCGUCCAGAGAGGCUGCACCUACGACCAGGUGGAGUACCGCACGGCCGUGCUGCCCGGCUGCCCCCUCGACUCUGACCCCGUCUUCACCUACCCGGUGGCCCUCAGCUGCCACUGCGGCGCCUGCAGGACCGACAGUGACGAGUGUGUGCACCGAGCCAGCGCGGACAGAGCUCGCUGCACCAAACCGGUCCGUCGGAUCUACCCGUACCCAGGCCAGAGCAACUACAUGAUCCCUUUCUGAUGGUUUUGUUUUGGCUUCUCAACAUCUUUCUUUCUUUACCUUUAUUUUUUGUGUGUGUGUUAAAAUUACUUAAAUGAUCGAUGAAUGUUAAAAUAUCAUCCUUUCGCUUAUAAUCCAUACAGUGAUGUAUGCGCUGUGUGUACUGUUACUAUCUGUGCAAGACAAUUUGAUUGUGCCUCUGUAGCCUAAUGUGUCCGGGCCUCUCUGCCUCUCGGUUUACAGUGGGGGAUUAUUCCUGACGGCGUCAUAAUUUAUCCUCUUGUAUACUCGUGUGUUUAUAUGUGUGUGUGUGUGUGUGUGUGUGUGUGAGACUCCCAAGACUUUAUUAUUGUUUACUGCGAAAGGGAUGCUCCGAAUGCAAACUCAAUUAAAGGUGAAGUCUCCAAAUA
This is a messenger RNA of Scophthalmus maximus (turbot), 1086 nucleotides long. It is a transcript of the gene tshba, whose product is annotated as thyroid stimulating hormone subunit beta a. The transcript is spliced from 4 exons. Lineage: Eukaryota; Metazoa; Chordata; Actinopteri; Pleuronectiformes; Scophthalmidae. The coding region runs from base 161 to 697 and encodes 178 amino acids. The record is from RefSeq and is a predicted model, not a curated record. Gene Ontology annotation, molecular function: hormone activity. Gene Ontology annotation, biological process: G protein-coupled receptor signaling pathway. Gene Ontology annotation, cellular component: cytoplasm; extracellular region.